Molecule: messenger RNA, 3012 nt
Organism: Nomia melanderi (Alkali bee)
Lineage: Eukaryota; Metazoa; Arthropoda; Insecta; Hymenoptera; Halictidae
Gene: Tbp
Product: TATA binding protein
Biological process (GO): DNA-templated transcription initiation
Molecular function (GO): DNA binding
Source: RefSeq, a predicted model, not a curated record
UUUCAAUUUGAAGUUCAUCCAUAAAUUAUACAAAACACUUUGGAUUUUAAUAAAGUAUAUAAUUUUUUAGCUGAUCAUUAUCCAUAAGAAUAAAAUACUGCAUCAGAUUUGAAUUUUUAAGUCGAUAAUGUAGUUUGAUUUGGACCAAGAAACUACACAUAUAAUCUCGUCGAUGAUGCUACCUGACAGUCUUUGGGAAAGAAAAACAGGGAUAAAUUAAAAGAUUUCCAAUCUUUUUGCUGAAUUUCCCUGCGGAGACAAUAAUUAUUUUAGUUCUAAUUAUAUGAUAUUUAUAUGAGUAAAUAAGUACUUUAUGGUAUCUACCUACCUAGGUACCUUAUAAUACACGCCACACAAUUAAACAAGUGGAUUGCCUUGCUAUAAGCUAUAAGUUUAUGGACAUUUUUAAAGCUAGGUUGUAAACAAACAAGCAGAAAGUGAUGGAGAAUAAAUAGAAACAAAACCUACCAUAUAUUAAAUCUCUUUAGAUUUAAUUUUACGUAAAAUAUAUAGAGUUUUUAUUUUUAAUCAAUACAGGGAUAAUUAUGAAGUUUCGUUUUUGUGUAAAGUGUAACCUAUAAAUUUUAUUGGUGAAGUGCUAUUUUUUUAAAAAUAUGAACAUUAUUGAAAUUAUAAAGUUCCUUUUUAAAUCAACUGUUUCUAAUAGAUUCUUUAAUUAAUUACAAAUUGAUUCAGAAGAUAAUUAAAGACAUUUUUAUACUGAGCGUUGUAAAGACAAACCGAAGAAAAUGGAUCAGAUGCUACCAAGUCCAGGGUUUAGUAUACCCAGUAUAGGAACUCCUUUGCAUCAACCAGAAGAGGAUCAACAAAUCUUGCCUAAUGCUUUGCAACAACAGCAGCAACAACAACCACCACAGCAGCAGCAACAGCAACAACAGCAGCAGCAGCAACAACAACAGCAACAACAGCAGCAGCAGCAGCAGCAACAACAGCAACAGCAACAAUAUCAAUUACAACAAUUACAUGCCAUGAGUCCAAACAUGCAGAGUGGAAUGCUUAUGAUAGGAACACCGCAAAAAACUAUGCACGCUUAUGCGACAACACCUGCAUUUGCGCCACCUCAAAGUCUUAUGCAACCACAAACGCCGCAAAAUAUGAUGUCCCCUUUAGUUCAGAAUAAUAAUCACAUCGCACCUUCAUCGAUAGGACCAUCCACUCCGGGUCCUAUGACACCAAUGACUCCAGCUUCUGCGGAUCCAGGGAUUUUACCACAGCUUCAAAACAUUGUCUCUACAGUCAAUUUGAACUGCAAAUUAGAUUUGAAGAAAAUUGCUCUUCAUGCAAGAAACGCAGAAUAUAAUCCAAAAAGAUUUGCUGCAGUUAUUAUGAGGAUAAGAGAGCCAAGGACUACUGCUCUAAUAUUUAGUAGUGGAAAAAUGGUUUGUACAGGGGCAAAGAGUGAAGAAGACUCUCGACUAGCUGCAAGAAAGUAUGCCAGAAUUAUUCAAAAGCUGGGUUUCCCUGCAAAGUUCCUUGACUUUAAAAUACAGAACAUGGUAGGCAGUUGCGAUGUAAAAUUUCCAAUUAGAUUAGAAGGCUUGGUGCUUACUCAUGGACAGUUCUCCUCGUAUGAACCUGAACUUUUUCCUGGCUUAAUAUACAGAAUGGUUAAACCUAGGAUUGUUUUACUUAUAUUUGUAUCAGGGAAAGUAGUCUUAACGGGUGCGAAGGUUCGACAGGAGAUUUAUGAAGCAUUUGAUAAUAUUUAUCCAAUUCUGAAGAGCUUUAAGAAACAGUAACUUAAUUUAUCAUUAUAUAUUAAUGUUAUGCCUUAAAAGGAUAAAAUGUAGGUAAGAUAUCUUGGUUUUCGACCCGACGGGCAACUAGUAACUUUUUCCUAAUGUUAAAUUUGUUUUUAAUAGCAAAGUAUAUUAACUUAGUCAAGAUAAAUAGAAUGACUUCCAAAACUAUUUUUUUCAAAAUUUCCUCAUACUUACUGUGGGGCAGACUGAAAAAAAUACCUUUAAAACUGACCACUGAAGUGUCUUCUCGAUAAUGCAGUGCCUUGAUCGAGAGAUAGUCACCUCUUAGAAUUUGUUCUUAAUUUAUAUAUUUAUGUAAUUUCAACUUUAUCUGCAUAGAUUUAGUUUUUUUCUUAGAAUGCAAGGUGUAAUUUAUGUAUCUUUUAUGUACCUUUUCUGUUGAACAUAACUGUUGACAAUUAUAUGUGUGCAAGCAAAGUGGAAAAUGGAGAAAAAAUUAAUAUAAAUAUGGAAUGGAAGAAGAAUUGUACCACUAUACGUAUGACUAUCGAAAUUCUGAAAAAUUCCUCAAUUUUAUAAAAGAUUAAAUUGCAUUUUGAUACGUUGUAUAUGAAAUAGUUGUUAUAAGCAGUACAGUGAUUAUGAAAAUAUUAAAAUUAUACAAAUUUUCUAUUGUAAAAAUAUAUAUUUAAUUGCAUUAAAAAAUUGUUCAUUAAUUAAAAUAUUUAUUAUUUUAGUUACUUAAUUGUGUAAUUUCAUAAUUGUUUUAACUAAACACUGUUGAAGCACAGGGCAUAUAUCUUUAUUAACUGUCGUUAAAGUAUCUGUUGCGCGCACAAUCGAAUUUGUAUCAAUACUGCCAAGUAGGAACACCUCUGAGAUUUGACCAUGUUGGGGAAGACUAGCAAGCGUUAGUAUCCCAUGAUUAAAAUUAUUUUCGUGAUCUGGUUGUGUGUUACAUAUUGCCUCUUCUGUAUCUGUAGGAUCCACUAAGAAGUUGUUACCGUAAAUGCCCUGCAUUAUUAUUAUUAUGUUAACAUGUUUAUCAAAAGAAGAUACUUCACAAUUAUAUUUUUGAAUAAUGUACUUACAAUGGUGGAAGCUGUAACCAAACCAAACAUAGGAACACCUGCAUUAGCUAAGGCAACACUAGCUGCCAUGAUCGCUGCAGCCAAUGAAGAUCCAGCAUUAUCUAGGACCAUGGCGUAUACAUCUACUUGAAAAUUAGGAAACUCGUGCUGUAAAAAUAUUGUAAUUAUAUACUUUUGUAAGAAAACAUAUAAAUCAU